AUGGAUGCCCGCUCGCCGCCAUGCGCCGCUGCUUGCCGCCACGCCUCGCGUCAUGCGAUCGCCGCGGGGAGCGCGCGCAACGAAAGCAAUGAUGACUACGGCCAGGGCCAGCAGGUGCACAUCAACACGGCCAUGAUCGUGCUCCUGGCCGCCGUCAUCACGGUGUUCGUCUUUAUCGCCUUCUUCACCGUCUACCUCCGCCACUGCACCGGCUACGCGGCUAGGUCGGACGACGAUGGCCGCGCCAUGCCCAAUUUCGACGCCUUCAUCUCGUGGUCGCGGAGGCAGCGGUGGCCGCGCUGGCUCGACGCCGAGGUGGUCGAGGAUUUCCCCACCAUGAAGUACGCCAAGGCCAAGGCGAUGCGGGUCGACAAGCGGCGGCGCACUCGAAAAGCGCGGGUUUGCCUCGGCGAGUUUGAGGACGAGGAGCGGCUCGAGCUCCCGCCCAAGUGCAGCACGCCUUCCACUGGAUCUGCAUCGGCGAGUGGCUCGCCACCACGCCACCUACCCCGUCUACCGCUGCAACCUCGACCCUAA
Molecule: messenger RNA, 537 nt
Organism: Miscanthus lutarioriparius
Lineage: Eukaryota; Viridiplantae; Streptophyta; Magnoliopsida; Poales; Poaceae
Source: the annotation of a GenBank genome assembly